AAGUUGUUCGUAAUGCCCUCAUCCUAUCCAUGUCUACUGGGAUUGUCAAAGGAGUCGAGCGAGCCAUAUCCUGGAGCAGCUGGCGAGCGGAGAUCCUCUUCCGCACGGAUUUCAAAGCAAGGUCUGUCAGUAAGAAAGCUCGCAAAGCGGCUGACGCACAGGUGAUUGGGCACUUCACAGUCCCACAGAGAACAGACGCUGAAUGGUUUUGACAGAUGUCCUGUCUGCAGCAUGCAUUGUGGCGUCACAGCUAGUGUCCCGAUGUGGAGCGUAAUAACCGCACCUGCCGGGUGGGAAGUUCGGGACUAGCCUUGGCUAUGCCAAAGGAAUAACUCUCUUCACCCAGACACUUACAUUGGCAGCGCGCUGACAACUGCAUGGGUCAGAGGAGCUGAAGCCCACAGCAAUGGCCGACAUAUGAGAGCACGGCGACAAACCCCGGGCAGCCGUGGAAAGGAGCAUGCAAGUGGGGGCCACCACAGCACCUGGAGUGGGUGGUGUUCCAUAUCACGCUGAGCGAUUGAGGGUGCCUGCCUGCAUUCCUGACUGGAUGGAUGGAGGGCCCCAAGACUAGGAGAUGUGUCCAGCCAGGAGAACAGGGCGAGAACUUGCCACAGCCACCAGAGAGGCACCCAGUGUCCUCUAGUGCGGAGAGUGACGUGGAGGGCCACAGCGAUGGGGACCAGCCAGGUAGACCUCAGCAGCAGCAGAGCGAGCCUCUCACCCAGCCUGGCCCAGACAAACCCUCACGGGCCACUUCAUGUAGGGACAUGGCAUCUCUGCUACACAUGCCACCCGCUGAAGUGAGAGUACGGCGUAGUUUGCUGAACCUGCCCAUGAUCAACCAUGAGAGGCUACGCAUGGCCCGCGCGGUGGUGGACAAAGCCCUAAAAAUGCGGAGGACGUUUUCCAUCCAGGGCCCGUACCCCGUGGUGCGGGCCGCCCUCAGGGCACGCGGGUGGGUGGAGCGCCGUCUCCCACGAGCUAAUAGGCAAGUGGUGCGGCGGCGCGGGGACGACGAAGAUGACACCAAUGACGGGGACGACAGUGGGGACGAUGACGAUGACGAUGAUUGUACAGAGGAUAGUGACAAAGAUGACGUUGACGAUUUGCAUAACCUGAUGUCACGUCUGGUGAGGAAUGAAUUAACAUACUUCUACUGGACGACGCGCAGAGAUACAAUUGACACGCGCAUACUGCGUAAAGAGCAGAUGACCAAUCACUUUGCCAAGGCUGGAACCUUCACCACCAAGGUUGGUCUCUGUGUUAACCUCAGAAACCUGCAGUGGUUUGAUGCAGCUGACCCGGAUAGCUUCUUCCCGCGCUGCUACAGGCUGGGGGCUGAAGAUGAGAAACAUGCCUUUAUAGAGGACUACAGGAGAACAGCUUGCACAAAUUUGCUUCAGUUCCUGGUGGAGAAAAGUCACAGCACCGGAGGAGUCAGGAGCAUGGCAGAGUCAGAAGUGGAGUCCGUUUUUAAUUUAGCAGACAUAGCACAAUUAGCCAAAAAGCCUUUCAAAAGACCUGCGUUGUCACUUGUGAGCGCAAGAUUCAUUGAGAGUGCGUUGCAAGUGUGCCAGGACUUUCUGGACAGCCUGGAGCACAAUGAUAUCGAUAUCUCCAUGGAAACGCCGCCCACCAUGACCGAGCAAGAGUGGUUGGAGUUCAUCCACAACUACUACCUGGUAGUCCAUGAUGGUGCAGAGGUGGAGGUCAAAGGUCACCACGUGAGGGCAUGCAAGGACAUGCUGCACAGGCUGCAAGAGGUGUGCCCACAGCUGGAUACGGACGGGGUCCAUAACAUCUGGAUCGUCAAGCCUGGCGCCAAGUCUCGUGGCAGAGGCAUCAUGUGCUCCAAGCGGCUUGACGAGAUCCUGAAGCUGGUGGACAGCGACCCCACGCUGAUCAAGGACAGCAAGUGGGUGGUCCAGAAGUACCUGGAGCGCCCUCUGCUGGUCCAUGGGACUAAGUUCGACCUGCGCCAGUGGUUCCUGGUCACCGAGUGGAACCCGCUCACCAUCUGGUUCUACAAGGAGUGCUACCUCCGUUUCUCCACGCAGCCCUACUCGGUGGAGACCAUGGAGAAUUCCGUGCACCUCUGCAACAACUCCAUCCAGAAGCACUUCCAGCCCUCGCAGCAGCGGCACCGGGCUGUGCCUGAGGACAACAUGUGGUCGUGCGAGCAGUUCCGCUGCUACCUGGAGCGGCAGGGCCUGGGCGCCAAGUGGUGGGACGUGGUGGUGCCCGGCAUGAAGUCGGCGGUGGUGCACGCGCUGCAGACGGCCCAGGACCUGGUGGAGUCGCGGCGGAGCAGCUUCGAGCUGUACGGCGCCGACUUCAUGCUGGGCCGGGACCUGCGGCCGUGGCUGCUGGAGAUCAACGCCAGCCCCACCAUGGCGCCCUCCACCUCGGUCACGGCCAGGCUGUGCGCCGCCGUCCAGGAGGACACGCUGCGGGUGGUGCUGGACCGCAGGGUGGACCGUAACGCCCACACGGGAGGCUUCGAGCUUAUAUACAAGCAGGCAGCAGUGGAUGUGCCCCAAUACGUGGGGAUGAAUCUGCUCAUCGAAGGCUCCCAGGUCAGGAAGCCACGCCCUCCAGCCCCGAAGCCCCCAGAGCGUCGCCGCCCACCGAUCCCCAAAGAGAAUGAGAAAGACAAGCCCGACAAAGACAAGGCUGAGAAAACGCGCCCCGAGCAGGCGCGCCCCGAACAGACACGACCCGAGCAAGCGCGCCCCGAGCAGACGCGCCCCGAGCGCGCCCCAAGCCGGAAAUUUUUCAAGUCAGUGACAGAGCUGACGUUCACCAAUGCCAAGGUACCGCCCUCGCCCGCCCUGGUGGACAGGCGCAGGUUCCCGCACCGCAUCACCCUCACGGAGAACCUGAAGCUGCCCGCCAGGAUGCUGACGCGCUCCCUGGAGGUGCCUUUCCGGAAGCCGUUCCUCUGCGGACACCCGGUGAGGCCUCGCUCGGGGCGCGCGCGCGUCACAGAGUUAACCCUGAGCCCCACGCUUCCCCUAGAGGUCUUCAGUCUACACGACUCGGACAGGAUCCGCACUGUGGUCAUCCCCACCCCCCUCAUCCCCGAGCCUGCCGUCCGCUACCAGACAUUCUCACAGCACUACCGCAGAGUGUUGAGAGUCGCCUGCAUGGGACGAAACAUGCAAAAAAUAUGACGUUCAGACUCAGAGACGAGUCGACUUGCUAUUAAAAAAGACUUUUGCACAUAUUGCUACUAUUGUAUAAAACCACUGUACCUCACUGCAGGGCUGCUGACAGCUUUGGCUGGGCCCAGGACAAAGUCCUCUGAAAGGGUCCCCCCACCCAAUACAUUCAAUGUAAUGAGGACCCAAUUAUGGGCCCCCCAUCUCCCUGGACCUGUAAUAACUGACCCCUUUGCUCCCCCUUGUCCGCUUCCCUGCUCACUGCAAUAAAGUAUCAUGCAACCAAACACGAG
Engraulis encrasicolus (European anchovy) is the source of this 3457-nucleotide messenger RNA. It is a transcript of the gene ttll3, whose product is annotated as tubulin tyrosine ligase-like family, member 3. Gene Ontology annotation, molecular function: protein-glycine ligase activity, initiating. Gene Ontology annotation, cellular component: microtubule cytoskeleton; axoneme. Lineage: Eukaryota; Metazoa; Chordata; Actinopteri; Clupeiformes; Engraulidae. Bases 555 to 3176 code for a protein of 873 amino acids. Gene Ontology annotation, biological process: protein polyglycylation; cilium assembly; cilium movement. The transcript is spliced from 14 exons. The record is from RefSeq and is a predicted model, not a curated record.